Ictidomys tridecemlineatus (thirteen-lined ground squirrel) is the source of this 7485-nucleotide messenger RNA. It is a transcript of the gene Phex, whose product is annotated as phosphate regulating endopeptidase X-linked. NCBI's taxonomy places the organism in Eukaryota, Metazoa, Chordata, Mammalia, Rodentia, Sciuridae. Gene Ontology annotation, cellular component: plasma membrane. The record is from RefSeq and is a predicted model, not a curated record. Gene Ontology annotation, molecular function: metalloendopeptidase activity. Gene Ontology annotation, biological process: protein processing.
AACUCAGCAGUUGAAUGUUCAGGAAUGAAUUCCUGUCUGUCAGUGAUGGAUAGGUACAACUUCAGGGCAAACCUGAAAUUGUCCUCAACUCUAGGGAAAUCUUGCUGGUCCAAGGUGGUCAACCCAUGACCACUGUUCUGUGUCAGUCAAGACCCUGAAUGAUAUGAGGAGAUUUGAAGAAGGAAGGAGGGAAGAAGCAUGCCCUGAUACUAUGAUUGAGUGGCAUAGAAAACUUUGUGAAGUUGCAGACACAUAGUAUAUGGCAAUGAUCCCAUCUCUUAAUCUUUCCCUGUCUAGUUUUCCCAGACAUGUCACCUAAAGCCCUUCCUUGCUCUUAGUCUCUUCAUUUGUAAAACAGAGUUUAAAAUGCCUUUGCUAUCAAGUAUACAGGUUUACCACUAGCUUACUAUGUACCAUCCCCAUGUGAAGUAUCAUUAUCAGCUGAGCAUUUAGAAGGAAUCUAGAGGCUGUAUGCUUUCCACCCCUGCCCUGUCAGGAACAAAUGUCUGAAGUUCCUGAAGCUGCUUCAUAAGAGCAAGUGUCUAGGGCUAACUUGAAUGAUUUUCAUUUCUUUUAUUUCCCCUUUCAUUGUGAUGGGCCAGGAACUCUUGAUGCUGGGGCUGUAUUGAAUGCAACAGACAUGUUCCUUAACCUCAAGGAGCUCAUGGUUCAAGAUGUAUUAUGAAGUCAAGUCCAGAUACUUUUGGGAGAAUCCCAUUCUAGGGACAAAAGACCUGUUAGACUGUGUUAUUGAAUAACAGCCACAAAAUAACAUUAAUAGCCAAUGAGCAUAUAAGAGUAACAGCAUAUGACACAGAUUUAUGAUCUUCUGAUUUGGGAAUAACAUGAAAUGAACAGAAAACAGGGUAGGAUGUGUUAUGGAAGAAGUUCUAAAACACGGGAGAAUUCCAUGCUGUGGGAUUAAGUCCUGACCAAGCUUAGCCAGAUAGGAGUGUGAACAAGUGAUCAUGUUUUACUGAGCUCAUUGGCACCUUCUGAACUCUGGGGAGACUCCCAAAGCCAAAUGUACAAGUUUUAUUUUCCUGGUUUGGGAUGUAGCUGAAUCCUUCACCCUGACUCCUACUGCAUUAUGAUCUCCAGCAAAACAGAAACAGGUAAGUGGUAGUUGUGUUAUGACUUAAUGAUAUCUAUAUCAUUAGAGAAUAACAUUUAUAUAAUUUCACUAGAAUUGGAGUAGGAGUUGCCCUGCCCCAAUAAAGCAAGCAGAUUUUGAUAAUUUAAAUCAUUUUCAUCAAGAAAUUAAAGACCCCAUCAUUUAUCAAUCUUUCCAGGGAAGCCAAAUACCUUUGAAUUCAAUCCAGAGAAUCUGCUGAAAUAAACACUAUAUGGAAAUGCAAAAACAUAUUAACCAAUGACUGCCUCAGGGGAACCAGAGGACAAAAUACAUGGGUGCAGUUUUCACCAAAACAUCCAGGGGAAAAAAAAAAACCUUCACUGUAUCUUUUGUGGUUGCUAAUAAGCUUAAUUCAUAUACUUAACUGUCAUUUGUACAAUUCUUAGCACCACAAAGAGGAAAUGCUCUUUCUUCUUCCUUAAAAAAAGUUCCAGUCCAAACCAUCAGCCUCUGUAGGUUGUCUUAAUUGCUACUUUGCACUGCACUGGACUAUGACUCUGAUUUUUGGCACAUGCUAUCAUACACAACGUUCCUAAAAUAAAAUGCUCCAGGAUAUCCUAGGAACUCUUAGAAGGCUUUAAAAAGGGACUCACACACUGAAAGAAUAUCUUUGAUGAGGACAAUUCAGGCGAGCAGAAUGAUUAUUGCAGCAGAAUUACAUGAUUAACUGAGAUCUUGAAGUAGGUUCGGAGAGUCUUCGUCACCUAACUUAUCAUGGUUGGGGGGAGGUUGACAAGGAUCCAGUUUUGAUAAAGACAAUUGUUUUUUUUUCCUCCCCAAGUGACUAUACAUUUAAAUAGCUAAAACAUCUGUUCAGCAACAUAGUAAAACAUGUAUACUCAGAACGCCUGAGAGAAGAGCCUGCCAAACAACCGGUUGAGAGGGACUUUGCUGAGGGAGAGCACCAAGAUAAAGCAACCGCUGUUUGUUUUGUCUAGUCAGGGGGAAAGCCAAGGCAACCAAUAUUUUGAGUUUCUUUUAUUUCAUUUGUGAAGGAUUAUUUGAGAAAGGGUAGCGAGGGAAGGUUUCCUGAUGUGAAUUUUUUAAGCUGUCCAUUAGUAGAAAAGCAAGAGAGCCUUGGAUGUCAACGCUUAACAAACUCUUGAGACCAGCUACCAAACCACGGAAAGUGACUUUCUUCUUGAGUGUUCUCUACCGUCUUUCUGAUGGAAGCAGAAACGGGGAGCAGCAUAGAGGCUAGAAAAGGGGCCAACAGAGGCACUCAAGUCGCCCUGGCUGUGUUUAUCGUUGGCACUGUGGUGCUGGGCACGAUCCUCUUUCUAGUGAGUCAAGGUCUCUUAAAUUUCCAAGCUAAACAGGAGUACUGCCUGAAGCCAGAGUGCAUCGAAGCCGCCGCUGCCAUCUUGAGUAAAGUAAAUCUGUCUGUGGACCCUUGUGAUAAUUUCUUCCGGUUUGCUUGCGAUGGCUGGAUAAACAAUAAUCCAAUUCCUGAAGAUAUGCCAAGCUAUGGGGUUUAUCCUUGGCUGAGACAUAAUGUUGACCUCAAGUUGAAGGCACUGUUGGAGAAAUCAAUCAGUAGAAGGCGUGACUCUGAAGCCGUACAGAAAGCCAAAAUCCUUUAUUCAUCCUGCAUGAAUGAGAAAGCCAUCGAAAAAGCAGAUGCCAAGCCACUGCUCCACAUUCUGCGGCAUUCACCUUUCCGCUGGCCUGUACUUGAAGCUAAUAUCGGUCCUGAAGGAGUUUGGUCAGAGAGAAAAUUCAGUCUUCUGCAAACGCUUGCAACAUUUCGUGGUCAAUACAGCAAUUCUGUGUUCAUCCGUUUGUAUGUGUCCCCUGAUGACAAGGCAUCCAAUGAACACAUUUUGAAGCUGGACCAAGCAACACUCUCCCUAGCUGUGAGGGAAGACUACCUGGAUAACAGUACAGAAGCCAAAUCGUAUCGGGAUGCCCUUUAUAGGUUCAUGGUGGACACUGCUGUGCUUUUAGGAGCUAACAGCUCUCGAGCAGAGCAUGACAUGAAGUCAGUGCUUAGAUUAGAAAUUAAGAUAGCUGAGAUAAUGAUUCCACAUGAAAACCGAACCAGUGAGGCCAUGUACAACAAAAUGAAUAUUUCUGAACUGAGUGCCAUGAUUCCCCAGUUUGACUGGCUGGGCUACAUCAAGAAGGUCAUUGAUGUCAGGCUGUAUCCCCACCUGAAAGACAUCAGCCCCUCCGAGAACGUGGUGGUCCGUGUCCCACAGUACUUUAAAGAUUUGUUUAGGAUAUUAGGCUCUGAGAGGAAGAAGACCAUUGCCAACUAUUUGGUGUGGAGAAUGGUUUAUUCCAGAAUUCCAAACCUGAGCAGGCGCUUUCAAUAUAGAUGGCUGGAAUUCUCAAGGGUGAUCCAGGGGACCACAACUUUGCUGCCUCAAUGGGACAAAUGUGUAAACUUUAUUGAAAGUGCCCUCCCUUAUGUUGUUGGAAAAAUGUUUGUGGAUGUGCACUUCCAGGAAGAUAAGAAGGAGAUGAUGGAGGAAUUGAUUGAGGGUGUUCGCUGGGCCUUCAUUGAUAUGCUGGAGAAAGAAAAUGACUGGAUGGAUGCAGGGACGAAAAAGAAAGCCAAAGAAAAGGCAAGAGCUGUUUUGGCAAAAGUUGGCUACCCUGAGUUUAUAAUGAAUGAUACUCAUGUUAAUGAAGACCUCAAGGCAAUCAAAUUUUCAGAAUCGGACUACUUUGGCAAUGUUCUGCAAACCCGAAAGUAUUUAGCACAGUCUGAUUUCAUCUGGCUAAGAAAAGCUGUUCCAAAAACAGAGUGGUUUACAAAUCCAACAACUGUCAAUGCCUUCUACAGUGCAUCUACCAACCAGAUCCGAUUUCCAGCAGGAGAGCUGCAAAAGCCUUUCUUUUGGGGAACAGAAUAUCCUCGAUCUCUGAGUUAUGGUGCUAUAGGAGUAAUUGUUGGACAUGAAUUUACACAUGGAUUUGAUAAUAAUGGUAGAAAAUUUGAUAAAAAUGGAAACUUAGAUCCUUGGUGGUCUAUGGAUUCAGAAGAAAAGUUUAAAGAAAAAACAAAGUGCAUGAUUAACCAGUAUAGCAGCUAUUAUUGGAAGAAAGCUGGUUUAAAUGUGAAGGGGAAGAGGACCCUGGGAGAAAAUAUUGCCGAUAAUGGAGGUCUGCGGGAAGCUUUUAGGGCUUACAGGAAAUGGGUAAAUGAGAGAAGGCAAGGAGUUGAGGAGCCUCUCCUACCAGGCAUUACAUUCAACAACAACCAGCUCUUCUUCCUGAGUUAUGCCCAUGUGAGGUGCAAUUCUUAUAGACCAGAAGCUGCCCGAGAACAAAUUCAAAUUGGUGCUCACAGCCCCCCUCAAUUUAGGGUCAAUGGUGCCAUUAGCAACUUUGAAGAAUUCCAGAAAGCUUUUAAUUGCCCACAUAAUUCCUCGAUGAACAGAGGUGUGGAUUCCUGUCGACUCUGGUAGCUGGAGUGCUGUAUUCUGCCAUCCUGAGACAACUGCCCACUUAUUUAGGCCUAUAUUCCCCUGAGGACUUUUAUUUUUGAUGCGUUUUCAUUAUUUGGGUAGAUGACCUGCUUGGAUCUAAACAGUAUCUGUUGAGAGUCAUAGAUUUUAAAAAAGUAAAAGAAAUGGACCAUGAAUUUUUCUUUAGAAAAUCAAACUAACAAAAGUAAAUCCCUGGGCUAUGUGUCUUAAAGUGCUAUCUGCUGAAUUGUUGCUAUUUUCCAUUUUAGUUAGUCAUAGCUCGAUGGUACAUACCAUUUCAAUCUAUACCUUUUCAGGAGUCCUAAGUAGAAUGUGUCCAUCAAAAAGCUCAGUCAAGUAAACCUGUAACCCUCAGUGAUGAAGACAUGUGUAUGCAUAUAUAGAAGGCCUUGCUGGUCUUUGGACUGCAUUGCUAGACUUCAAGGACAGUCAUUACUAUAGCGUUUCUUAAUGCUAAGGUAGUUAAAUAAGAACUAUGUUGGAUCUCCAUUUUACAUUUUUCAAUGAAGUUCUUAUUUUCAACUUUGGAGUCUAUGUGAAUGAAAAUGUGCCUCAUAACUUGCAUCUGAUGCAGCUGAUUGCCUUAUUCAGGUCAGCAUGAACAAAGAUGACAAUAAGUCUACUAGGUAAAGGUUGAGUUUAUCAAAUAGGAUGAAAAGGCAAUAUUAAGUCCCAGAAGAAGUAAAAACUCCUAGUCAUGCAACAACAGGAAAACUAGGAGUUGAAAUCUCCAAAAUUUUAUCUAGUCUGCAUGAUCCUGGUUCUUCAAUGAGCAGGUAUUGAUUGGAGGAUUUUCCAAUUCCCCAUUAGAAACAAAUGGCUUUCAUUUCCCUUUAGUGCAAAGGGAUAAACACUACAUUAAGAGGGAGCAAAAUGCUCUUCCAUUUCAUCUCAGUUAAUGUUCCCUCUCUUUAAAAAGAAAACCUUUUAAAAAUUUUCUUGAUUGAAGCCAUUUUAGAAUAUACUGAUUCAAUUUAAAAUUCCUGAAUAGAACUAAGGAAUAUAAUUUUUACUUUUCAAGUCUUUGAAGAAAGAGCAGUACUGUUUUUGAUCCUUAGAGCAUUAUCCUUUUAAGUGAACCCCUCUAUCUUUUAGUUGUGUGUGUAUGUAGGAUAAAACUGAAAUAGCAUUAAAGUGGUUACCUGGCGUUUCCUGUUUCUUAACAUAGGCACCCCCCCACACCCCAUCACAUUAUUCAUUGUACAUGAGGUACUGGGUUAAGUGGGCCAAAGGGAAAAUCUCAAAAGCAAAAUGACAAAUUGAGACUAACCACAGGAGGUCAUUUUGCAUCUCCGUGACUUGUCAUCCUUUUAAAAGACAUGUAAGUGUGUGCCAUGUCCUUUUGUAACCAUGGGAACUUCUGAAGAGAGAAAAAUGGAGGGGAACCAUCAUAAGGAAAACAAUUACACUGCAUUAGUCAGAGGAGAGUGAUUUUCCCCUUGACUUCCUCCUCUCCGAAUGGAUAAACUUCUGAAGGGCAGCUACCUUUUCCUCCUCUUAACCACAGCUUAAUGUGACCUUAGUUUGUAUGUCUAAAAACAAGUAGUACUAGGUCAGGGGUGCUGGAAAUGUAUGUGCCUUUUCUCUAGAGUAAGCAAUUCAAUUUGAUUUAGACAUAUACAAUAUUUUUUGUUUUAUUCCUUACUUGAGUGCUUAAAAUUAGCUAAGGUUUGUCAUGCUUAUAUGAAUAGUAUUUUCCUUCUAGAUUUCUUUUUAAAAUUCUGAAUAAACAUAUUCCUGCAGGUCAGAGAAAGUGUUUGAUAAAAGCAUAGAAUUAUGACUUUGGAAGUGGAAAUGAAGUCACUUGUUAGUUCAGGAAAACUGGUUGAUGAUCAGUUGGGGCUCUCACAGCUUCUUGAUGACAGAGUUAACUUUUACUGAUUAACUUUUCUUGAUCUAACUCAAUUCUACUGAAAAUUGUGUAUAGUAUGGCCAUUAUUAAAACAAACCAAAGUAGCAAUAUAAAAUCAUCAUUAUUAACUAAGACAAUUUUGUAGGAUCAGAUUUCUAAAUGCUUGUGUUUAACUCUUCAAAUUAUAGUCUUCUUGUCCUUCUCUUUGAUAUAGGCUGCUAAAAGAAACAGUCAUUGAUCAAGUUUAGAGGGAAGAAGAUAAGAUACAACUAGAAAGGAAAAGGAAAAAGUAGACAGAAACUGGCCUAAGAAUGUGGCUCUGAAGAGAAGACAGGAUUUUGGCGAUCCUUGUUGAGCAUAUCUAUUGGAGGAGAGCCAUAAAGUUUUACAAAAAUCAUUAUGGUAAAUUAAAAGUAAAUUACAUAUUGGAUCCCAGAUUGGCUUUGCUGAGCUUUUCACCAAGUGCUCAGCAUUGGCGUCCUAUUUCCAUAUUUUUUUCCUUUUACCACAUGAACUGGGAUAUGACUAAUGCAAAUUCAGGAUUAAUAAAUUAUCCUCAAGUUUAUUUAGUGCCUUGCCUCAAUGGAGCUUAAAGCACAGCACAUAAAUUUUAUCACUAAGAAGCAACUAGGAACUAUGGCUUGCCAGACAGGUUAUGCUCAUGCCAGAGAAAUUGACAGGCUUGAAAUUACUUGUCAGGUAUCUCAGAGUAAGAAAAGACAGAGUCUUUAGGCUUUGGAUUACUGUCCUAUGGAUUAAUCAUCAUCCCUUAGUACUCCUAUUUCCAAAUAUAUUUAUUCAAUCAACAUUUCUAUAAUCAAAGCACUUGAUAGGCUUCUUCCUCAAUAUUUUUUAACAAUGCUUCUGUUGCAUCUUAAAUCAUGGAAGAAUAUCCGAUUAUUUCAUACAAUAUUCUCAUCACCAGUGGAAGUGUCCCACUGGUUCAAAGUAAGAUGUUAUUGGAUUAUGCAUUUUUUAUCUAAAUAGUCUUUGUGAAAUGAGUUUGAUUGUGUUUUAUUCCCCUACUUUUGAAACAAUAAAAACAGUCUUUUUAAGGACAA